Poeciliopsis prolifica (blackstripe livebearer) is the source of this 1075-nucleotide messenger RNA. RefSeq names its product 6-pyruvoyltetrahydropterin synthase (gene pts). The transcript has 6 exons. Gene Ontology annotation, molecular function: 6-pyruvoyltetrahydropterin synthase activity. Bases 103 to 549 code for a protein of 148 amino acids. The record is from RefSeq and is a predicted model, not a curated record. Gene Ontology annotation, biological process: tetrahydrobiopterin biosynthetic process. Gene Ontology annotation, cellular component: mitochondrion. NCBI's taxonomy places the organism in Eukaryota, Metazoa, Chordata, Actinopteri, Cyprinodontiformes, Poeciliidae.
GAGCCAAUCACGGGCCGCCUGAGUCAGGGCGGGGGCGGCCGGCUGCAACUCCUCUCUGCUCGGCUUCAGCGGUUGUUCUCCAUCCUCCACCUCCUGCCAAACAUGGCGGAAUCCUCCGGGAGCGACAAGAAAGCGGAGCGCGUCGGAUACAUCACCCGAGUCCAGAGUUUCAGCGCCUGCCACCGGCUCCACAGUCUUCACCUGAGUGACGAGGAGAAUAAAGAAGUCUACGGAAAGUGCAACAAUCCCUACGGUCAUGGACACAACUACAAGGUGGAGGUGACUGUACGUGGAAAAAUUGAUCCCGUCACUGGCAUGGUCAUGAAUCUGACCGACCUGAAGAAGUGUAUUGAGGAAGUCAUCAUGAUUCCUCUGGACCACAAAAACCUGGAUAAGGACGUUCCGUACUUUGCCAGCGUUGUGAGCACCACGGAAAACCUGGCCGUUUACAUCUGGGACAACAUGGUGAAGGCUCUUCCCGCCAGCCUGCUCUUUGAGAUCCGGAUUCACGAGACGGAUAAGAACAUCAUAGUAUACCGAGGAGAGUAAGCUUUAAGUCAGUUCUGAUUCGGUUCCUCACCUGAUGAGAGGCUCAAAUCAUGUGAUUCUAAGUACGUUUGGCAAACUAUGAAGGUUUUUCCAUUUAAUUUUAUCCUUAAUUGUCGUUGAAUGACCAGAGCCGCACACCGCUUAGACAGUGAGAAUCAGCUUUAUGUGUAAUUUUAAAGUUUCAUUUACUAUUUUAUGAUUGUUGGUGUUAUUGUGACGCACUUUUAUCCGCUGCUGUUGUUUUUAAAUGUGCUGUAUAAAUAAAGUCGACGUUCAGUUGAGCUUUUUACCCUGUUUAGUGCCGAACACAGCGAGAGAAAGCUCAGGACGGUGCGGGUCAUUUCCUACUUUUCUAGUCAUUUUUAUUUCUUAAAUAGUUGAUUCUUAAACAGUUUUUUUUCAAUUUAUUUUAUUUCUUACACAAACGUGACUUUAUGUGCCCAUUCGUGAGUUUAACCACUUGUUAUGUUGGAUUCUCGAUAAGCAAAUACGCCCUCAUGUACAAAUAAACAUUAAUGUGGUUACA